CCCCAGCUUCUGUGAAAGGAGCCCUUCUGUCACUCGUCACUCGCUCGCUUGCUCGCUCGCUCUCUCGCUCGCCGUGGGAGGAGCCCGCCAGAGGAAGCCGUGUGCCUGGGAUGCCAAGAGCCAGAGAAUGGAUCUGCUCCGAGUGGGGACAUUGCUGAGGAUCCCGGCUUCCCGAGGCGGCUAAAAACAAGCAUUUGGUUUUGGCUGCCUGUAGAUAUCCAGGGACAAUAGGAGACCUAAGCGGACCGGAGGAGGGACGGACCGACGAGCAGAUAGAUGGUCGGCGCGAACCCAGGAGGACCGGCGGGGGAGGCUGAGCACCGCGAGCCCAGCCGCCGCGCUUGAAGAGAAACUAACUGCACGCCCAAGUUGCCCCGCCGGCUGCCCGCGCGCUGAGGAAUGAGACCUUUCCAGCUGGAUUUGCUCUUCCUCUGCUUCUUCCUCUUCAGUCAAGAGCUUGGCCUCCAGAAGAGAGGAUGCUGUCUGGUGCUGGGCUACAUGGCCAAGGACAAGUUUCGGAGAAUGAAUGAAGGCCAAGUCUACUCCUUCAGCCAACAACCCCAGGACCAAGUGGUGGUGUCAGGACAGCCAGUGACACUGCUUUGCGCCAUCCCAGAAUACGAUGGCUUCGUCCUGUGGAUCAAAGAUGGCUUGGCUCUGGGUGUAGGCAGAGACCUCUCAAGUUACCCCCAGUACCUGGUGGUGGGGAACCACCUGUCAGGAGAGCAUCACUUGAAGAUCCUGAGGGCUGAGCUGCAGGAUGAUGCUGUGUAUGAGUGCCAGGCCAUCCAGGCUGCCAUCCGCUCCCGCCCCGCACGCCUCACAGUCCUGGUGCCACCAGAUGACCCCAUCAUCCUAGGGGGGCCUGUGAUCAGCCUCCGGGCAGGGGACCCCCUCAACCUCACCUGCCAUGCGGAUAAUGCCAAGCCUGCAGCUUCUAUCAUCUGGCUUCGUAAAGGAGAGGUCAUCAAUGGGGCUACCUACUCCAAGACCCUGCUUCGAGAUGGCAAACGUGAGAGCAUUGUCAGCACCCUCUUCAUCUCCCCAGGAGACGUAGAAAAUGGACAAAGUAUUGUGUGCCGAGCCACCAACAAAGCCAUCCCCGGAGGAAAGGAGACCUCAGUCACCAUAGACAUCCAGCAUGCCCCACUUGUCAACAUGACCAUAGAACCACAGCCGGUGUUGGAGGACAACAUCGUCACGUUCCACUGCUCUGCAAAGGCCAACCCAGCUGUCACCCAGUACAGGUGGGCCAAACGGGGUCACAUCAUCAAGGAGGCAUCUGGGGAGCUGUAUAGGACAACUGUGGACUACACGUAUUUCUCAGAGCCUGUGUCCUGUGAAGUGACCAAUGCCCUCGGCAGCACCAACCUUAGCCGCACAGUGGACGUCUACUUUGGUCCCCGAAUGACCUCAGAGCCUCAGUCCCUGCUGGUAGAUCUGGGAUCAGAAGCCAUCUUCAGCUGUGCCUGGAUCGGCAACCCAUCUCUGACCAUCGUGUGGAUGAAACGGGGUUCUGGUGUGGUCCUGAGCAAUGAAAAGACCCUGACCCUCAAAUCUGUCCGUCAAGAGGAUGCUGGGAAGUACGUGUGCCGGGCUGUGGUGCCCAGGGUAGGCGCUGGGGAGCGAGAGGUGACCUUGACUGUCAACGGACCACCUAUCAUCUCCAGCACACAGACGCAGCAUGCCCUUCAUGGCGAGAAAGGCCAGAUCAAGUGCUUCAUCCGGAGCACCCCACCGCCUGACCGCAUUGCCUGGUCCUGGAAGGAGAAUGUGCUGGAAUCAGGGACAUCAGGGCGCUACACAGUAGAGACCGUGAGCACCGAGGAGGGCGUCAUCUCCACACUGACCAUUAGCAACAUUGUGCGUGCCGACUUCCAAACCAUCUACAACUGUACAGCCUGGAACAGCUUCGGCUCUGACACAGAGAUCAUCCGACUCAAGGAACAAGGUUCGGAAAUGAAGUCGGGAGCCGGGCUGGAAGCAGAGUCUGUGCCAAUGGCCGUCAUCAUUGGGGUGGCCGUAGGAGCUGGUGUGGCCUUCCUCGUCCUAAUGGCAACCAUUGUGGCCUUCUGCUGUGCCCGUUCCCAGAGAAAUCUCAAAGGUGUUGUAUCAGCCAAAAAUGAUAUCCGAGUGGAGAUUGUUCACAAGGAACCAGCUUCUGGCCGGGAGGCUGAAGAUCACACCACCAUCAAGCAGCUGAUGAUGGAUCGGGGUGAAUUCCAGCAGGACUCAGUGCUGAAGCAGCUGGAGGUCCUCAAAGAAGAGGAGAAAGAGUUUCAGAACCUGAAGGACCCCACCAACGGCUACUACAGUGUCAACACCUUCAAAGAGCACCACUCAACUCCAACCAUCUCCCUGUCCAGCUGCCAGCCAGACCUGCGUCCUACAGGCAAACAGCGCGUACCCACAGGCAUGUCCUUCACCAACAUCUACAGCACCUUGAGCGGGCAGGGCCGCCUCUACGACUAUGGACAGAGGUUCGUGUUAGGCAUGGGCAGCUCUUCCAUCGAGCUUUGUGAGCGGGAGUUUCAGAGGGGCUCCCUUAGCGACAGCAGCUCCUUCCUGGACACGCAGUGUGACAGCAGCGUCAGCAGCAGCGGCAAGCAGGACGGCUACGUGCAAUUUGACAAGGCCAGCAAGGCUUCUGCCUCUUCUUCCCAUCACUCCCAGUCCUCUUCCCAGAACUCUGACCCCAGUCGACCCCUGCAGCGGCGGAUGCAGACUCAUGUCUGAGGAUCACGCACUGUGGUGGGGAUGGGCCAGGGAGGAGGACAGGGCACAUUCUCCUUCUCCACAAAGUGGGCCUACUUUGCAGAGGACCCUACUAGAACUGGCUGCCUCUGGAGUGGCCUCGGAGCACCUCUCUUACCUUCCUUCGAAGCUCUGAUGAAGCACAAAUCUGGCUCCUAGAUAGAAAAUGAAGAGGACA
Acomys russatus (golden spiny mouse) is the source of this 2932-nucleotide messenger RNA. RefSeq names its product kirre like nephrin family adhesion molecule 3 (gene Kirrel3). The transcript has 17 exons. The record is from RefSeq and is a predicted model, not a curated record. The coding region runs from base 400 to 2736 and encodes 778 amino acids. Gene Ontology annotation, cellular component: cell-cell junction. Gene Ontology annotation, biological process: synapse assembly; cell-cell adhesion. Gene Ontology annotation, molecular function: cell adhesion molecule binding. Lineage: Eukaryota; Metazoa; Chordata; Mammalia; Rodentia; Muridae.